AUGUUGCAGUUCACCUCACCCCCACCAAACCAUCCGCCCUCCCCGGUAGACCUGGGGGACCCAGAGCAUGCCCACCUCCUAGCUCAGGAUGUGGACCGUCUACUGCACCUGGGGGUGGUAGAAUUCCAGAGCAAAGGGUUCUACUCCUGGUACUUCCUGAUCCUGAAGGCCAAAGGGGGCCUCAGGCCCAUCCUGGACCUCCGGGGCCUAAACCGUUUUUUGGCCCGCUCCAAGUUCCGCAUGGUGUCCCUGACCUCUAUUGUCCCCUCCCUGGACCCGGGGGACAGACAUUUGGGCCUGGAUCUAGUUCCUCGGAAGGACUUUGAGGUGGUGGAUUCAGAUCAGAUCAGCAUCUCAGAUCUUUAUAAAAUGCAUUUAUCAAGUAGGCACAGCGUCCAGCAAAGCACAACACAGGUGGAUACGAUUCGUCAGCGUCAUGGGGAAGCUUGCCGUAUGCCAGUGCCCCACCACUUCUUCGUCAGUCUAAAGAGCUUCACCUAUAAUACUAUUGGGGAGGACACAGAUGUCUUCUUUUCUUUGUAUGAUGUUCGAGAGGGCAAGCAGAUCAGUGAGCGGUUUCUGGUGAGGUUAAACAAGAAUGGAGGACCAAGGAAUCCAGAAAAGAUAGAACGGAUGUGUGGCCUUUUCACAGAUCUCAGCAGCAAGGAUAUGAAGAGAGACUUGUACAUAGUUGCACAUGUAAUUCGAAUAGGUCGCAUGCUGCUAAAUGAUUCCAAAAAGGGCCCCUCCCAUCUACAUUAUCGUCGUCCCUAUGGCUGUGCAGUAUUGAGCAUCAUGGAUGUACUUCAAUCAAUCUCUGAACUAAAGGAAGAAAAAGAUUUUGUUCUAAAAGUUUACACGUGCAACAAUGAAAAUGAAUGGUAUCAGAUCCAUGAAAACAUUAUCCGCAAGUCCAGUACCAAGUACACAGCACCCAGCUCAAAUUAUGGACUUAUAAUUUCUCUACAGCUUCUUCGUGGGGACAUGGAGCAGAUUCGACGGGAGAACCCCAUGAUCUUUAACAGGGGGGUGUCUGUUACCAGAAAACUCGGUUUCCCCGAUGUCAUAAUGCCAGGUGAUAUACGUAAUGACUUGUACCUGACACUAGAGAAGGGGGAUUUUGAGAGAGGCGGGAAGAGUGUUCAGAAGAACAUUGAAGUGACCAUGUAUGUUCUUUAUGCAGAUGGAGAGAUCCUGAAGGACUGUAUCAGUUUGGGCUCAGGAGAGCCAAACAGAAGUGCAUACCACUCUUUUGUCCUCUACCACAGUAACAGCCCUCGUUGGGGGGAAAUUAUCAAGCUACCCAUCCCCAUUGACAGGUUUCGUGGGUCUCACCUUCGCUUUGAGUUCAGGCAUUGCUCCACUAAAGACAAAGGAGAAAAAAAGCUUUUUGGCUUUGCAUUCACUCCUCUGAUGAGGGAUGAUGGCACCACCUUAUCGGAUGAUAUCCAUGAGCUUUAUGUUUAUAAGUGUGAUGAGAACAGCACAUUUAAUAAUCAUGCUCUGUACCUGGGGCUGCCCUGCUGCAAAGAGGACUACAACGGCUGCCCUAACAUCCCUUCUAGCCUCAUUUUCCAGCGUAGUGCCAAAGAGACCUUCUCGAUCUCCACCCAGCUCUCCUCCACCAAACUCACCCAGAACGUGGACUUGCUUGCCCUCUUAAAAUGGAAGGCUUACCCAGACCGUGUAAUGGAUAUCCUAGGAAGACUGAGACAUGUCAAUGGCGAGGAAAUUGUUAAGUUCCUGCAAGAUAUUCUAGACACAUUGUUUGUGAUUUUGGAUGACAAUACAGAAAAGUAUGGCCUGUUGGUCUUCCAAUCAUUGGUGUUCAUCAUAAAUCUGCUUCGUGACAGCAAAUAUUUCCAUUUCCGACCAGUUAUGGAUAUGUACAUUCAGAAACACUUUGCAGGAGCACUGGCUUACAAAGAACUGAUCCGAUGUUUGAAGUGGUACAUGGACCGAUCAGCUGAGCUUGUUCGACAAGAUCAUAUCCAGGAAGCAAUGAGGGCCUUGGAAUAUCUUUUCAAGUUCAUUGUCCAAUCUCGGAUCCUUUACUCAAGAGCUACUUGUGGAAUGGAGGAAGAACAAUUUCGCUCCAGUAUCCAAGAGCUUUUCCAGUCCAUCAGAUUCGUGCUCAGCUUGGACAGCAGGAGCUCAGAGACUCUCAUCUUCACACAGGCUGCUUUACUGAAUUCCUUCCCUGCAAUCUUCGAUGAGCUAUUGCAGAUGUUCACCGUGCAGGAAGUAGCAGAGUUUGUGAGAGGAACUCUAGGAAGCAUGCCCAGUACAGUGCAUAUCGGACAGUCGAUGGAUGUAGUUAAGCUGCAAUCUAUAGCACGCACUGUGGACAGCCGCCUGUUUUCUUUCUCGGAAUCUCGGCGAAUCUUGCUCCCUGUGGUUCUUCAUCACAUUCACCUUCAUCUGAGACAGCAGAAGGAGUUACUCAUCUGCUCUGGGAUCCUCAGUAGUAUCUUCUCCAUUAUCAAGGCCAGCUCCUUGGAGGCAGAUGUAGUGGAGGAGGUUGAGAUGAUGGUGGAGAGCCUCCUGGAUGUACUUUUACAGACUCUGCUUACUAUCAUGAGUAAAUCGCAGUCUCAGGAGGCGGUAAGAGGGCAGCGUUGCCCGCAGUGCACAGCCGAAAUCACUGGAGAGUAUGUGUCCUGUCUCUUGUCUCUGCUUCGUCAGAUGUCAGACACUCAUUUUCAACAUUUAUUGGACAACUUCCAGAGCAAGGAUGAGCUAAAGGAGUUCCUGCUGAAGAUUUUCUGUGUGUUUCGAAACCUGAUGAAGAUGAGUGUCUUUCCUCGGGACUGGAUGGUGAUGAGGUUGCUCACCAGCAAUAUCAUAGUUACGACAGUCCAGUACCUGUCCUCUGCCCUGCACAAGAACUUCACAGAAACAGACUUUGAUUUUAAGGUGUGGAACUCCUAUUUCAGCUUGGCAGUUCUGUUUAUAAACCAGCCAAGCCUGCAGCUAGAAACUGUCACUCCAGCUAAGAGAAAGAAGAUUCUGGACAAAUAUGGUGACAUGCGAGUGAUGAUGGCAUAUGAGUUAUUCAGCAUGUGGCAGAACCUGGGUGAACAUAAAAUUCACUUUAUUCCGGGAAUGAUUGGCCCCUUUCUUGGUGUCACGCUGGUCCCACAGACAGAGGUCCGCAACAUCAUGAUCCCCAUCUUUCAUGACAUGAUGGACUGGGAGCAGAGGAAAAAUGGCAACUUCAAACAGGUGGAAGCUGAAUUGAUUGAUAAGCUGGACAGCUUGGUAUCAGAAGGAAAAGGAGAUGAGAACUACAGGGAGCUCUUCAGUCUACUAACCCAGCUCUUUGGGCCCUACCCCAGCCUGCUGGAGAAGAUUGAACAAGAGACAUGGCGGGAGACUGGCAUCUCUUUUGUUACAUCAGUUACUCGCCUCAUGGAGCGUCUCCUUGACUACAGGGACUGCAUGAAAGGAGAUGAAACAGAAAACAAGAAGAUUGGCUGCACUGUUAACCUGAUGAACUUUUAUAAAUCUGAAAUUAACAAGGAAGAGAUGUAUAUCCGCUACAUCCAUAAGCUGUGUGACAUGCACUUACAGGCUGAGAACUACACUGAGGCUGCAUUUACGUUGCUUCUGUACUGUGAGCUACUUCAGUGGGAGGACAGACCUCUACGAGAGUUCCUGCACUACCCAUCACAGACAGAGUGGCAACGUAAGGAGGGGCUAUGCCGGAAGAUUAUCCACUACUUCAACAAAGGGAAGAACAAGGAGUAUGUAUGUCGCGGCCAUGACUACGAAAGGCUGGAGACCUUCCAACAAAGAAUGCUGAGUGAGUUUCCACAAGCCAUUGCAAUGCAGCACCCAAACCAUCCAGAUGACACCAUUUUGCAAUGUGAUGCUCAGUAUUUACAGAUAUAUGCAGUGACUCCCAUCCCAGACAAUAUUGAUGUGCUACAAAUGGAACGUGUGCCUGAUCGUAUAAAGAGCUUUUAUCGCGUCAACAAUAUCAGAAAAUUCCGCUAUGAUAGGCCUUUCCACAAAGGUCCAAAGGACAAAGAGAAUGAAUUUAAGAGCUUGUGGAUUGAACGUACCACUCUGACACUGACUCACAGUUUACCUGGGAUCUCCCGGUGGUUUGAAGUGGAGAGAAGAGAGCUGGUCGAGGUGAGCCCUUUGGAAAAUGCCAUUCAAGUUGUUGAGAACAAAAACCAGGAGCUGAGGACAUUGAUAAGCCAGUAUCAGCACAAGCAAAUGCAUGGCAACAUUAACCUGCUCAGUAUGUGUCUGAAUGGAGUGAUUGAUGCAGCUGUGAAUGGUGGCAUAGCACGGUACCAGGAGGCCUUUUUUGAUAAAGAUUAUAUCACCAAGCACCCUGGAGAUGCAGAAAAAAUCACACAGCUCAAAGAGCUCAUGCAGGAACAGGUGCAUGUUCUUGGAGUGGGUCUGGCAGUACAUGAGAAAUUUGUACAUCCAGAGAUGCGUCCUCUACAUAAGAAACUGAUUGAUCAGUUCCAAAUGAUGCGAUCUAGUCUGUACCAUGAGUUGCCUGGUUUGGAUAAAUUGAGUCCAGCCUGUUCUGGUAUCAGCACCCCUCGCAGCAGUGUUCUUGUGUCACAUGGCCCGAUGAGUCCAGAGAGCAUCAAGCUGGUGCAUCGACACAGCCCAUUGAACUUGCUGGGUUCAGUCAGACACUCGUCAUCGUCUCUUUCCUCCCAUACUUCCAGUGAAACAGGAAACCUGGUUAUUCUAACAGACAGUUCUGUAGGGGAGACCGCUGAGGACAUGUACCACAUGCAGGCCAGUCCUUCCACUUCAAGCCUGAGCUCUACCCACUCUGCACCAUCCCAGAUGAUUAACUCUGCCCCUCCCAGUGCACGAGAUAAGUACCGCCACACUCGGGAGCUGAUGAUGCUGCUGCCAACCCACCGGGACCGACCAAGCAGUGCCAUGUAUCCUGCAGCUAUCAUGGAAAAUGGACAGCCUCCAAAUUUUCAGCGCGCCUUGAUCCAACAAGUGAUCGGACCAUGCAAACCUUGCAGUGAUCCCAAUCUAUCUGUUGCUGAGAAAGCUGUGCCAGCAGCGCCCAGCAGCUGGAGCCUAGACAGCGGAACCAGAGAGGCCCUGCCAUUCCUGUCUGCCCACGUUGGGAGCAUCUUGGCCCCACCAGUACCUCCCCGAAGCCUACCCCAUGGUCACUACUCACUGCACUUUGAUGCCUUCCACCACCAGCUCAGUGAUGCUCCUCCAGCACUGCCUGCACGGACAUUGCGCAAGUCUCCUCUUCAUCCAAUUCCUGCAUCACCCACAAGUCCCCAGUCUGGCCUGGAUGGAAGUAACUCCACUCUGUCAGGCAGUGCCAGCAGUGGUGUGUCCUCCUUAAGUGAGAGUAACUUUGGACACUCGUCUGAGCCCCCUCCUCGCACAGACACCAUGGAUUCUGUCCCUAGCCAGGCCUGGAAUACUGAUGAAGACUUAGAGACACCCUACCUCCCUGUCAGGUACAGUCUCUCUGAACCUGAUGUUCUGGAGUCACUCAAAUCCCAGCCAUGUCGAAGCCACUCUGCUCCAUCUGGUGUCAUUCCUCAGGACACUAUGGACCCUCCAGCUCUCCCCCCAAAACCAUAUCAUGCUCGGCUCCCGAACAUGGAGAAUGAAGAGGAAAUGAUGCUGAUGAUGGAAGAGGAAGACAAACACCGGCCACUGCAUCGCAAAGUCUCCCAACCAGCUAGUGGUGGAAAGGAGGAGCAGGCCAGGGUAGCAUGGGAACAUGGCAUCAGUGAGCAGUAAGCAGGACUACCUGGAAAGAAGCUUGUGUAGUAAUUCCAGGUCUGAUCAGAAGAAAGACGUAAAAGUUCAGGACUCAGAGGAGAGAACAGAGAUCCAAUUCUUUACUUUCUACUGCCAUGAGUUAAUGUCCAGAGCCCAUACAAAGCGUGGGCUGGCAUGUGAGGUUGCUGCUUUCCUUUUUAUUGCAUUUUAUACUUUUUGGUUUUGUUAUUUUUAAUUAUUAUUUUUUGUGUGCAGUGGGUGCUUUAUUCCUUCUGCAGUUUAUCAGACCACACAAAGUGGCAUGUAAGCUGUUAGCCAUAGAGACUUGCAGAAACUGAAAAGAAUUGGAAUAUUGAAGGGGGGAUGUGGCAAGUUGUUUUAAAAAGCUUUCCUCCUGGUUUUGAGACGCACACAAGUAGAAGCAGUUGCACUAGGGACAUGUUUCUUUGCUGCAUAGAAGUGAAAGCUCAUUGCUGAAUUCAGGGAUUCCAUGAACUGUCAGGCUGGAAGGUGCAUUCUCUGCAGGCAAUGGAAACUUGGCUGUUCUAUGAAGAAACUGUCUUUUCCAGGUGUGUGACCAUAAACAGCAUUAUAGUAGUCUCCUGCAUUGACUCAAUUGUGAUGAAAUGAUCUAACCAGUACUGACAGGCUUCCAUAUUGAUUUCUGAGGUAUCAUUUCAAAUAAACUCUGCCUCCUUUGGUUUUUCAUAGACAUGUACUUUGGUUUUUCAUGUUUUUGUUCCAUAAUUUCAUUUUUUUACUGGGUAAACCAGCCUGCUUUUCCAUUGGAGUCAUAGUCCAUAUCCACCUUUACUGCAGGGUAAGAGUGGGUUAUGUAGCCUUUAGCGCUGCAACCCAAUUCUGAGCCUUUUCCCAUGCCUAACUCUGGGCAAGUGGUUGUAACCAGCACUUUUAUUCCAGUCAAGUAACCAGUUGAAUGGCUCAUUCCACAACUGCUUGAUGACUCAGCAAGUAAGAAGAGAAGGCUUGAAUUCAUCAUAUCCAGUCCUUGCCUCAGGAUUGAAAGUCUGCACAAUCCACACCAACAUCCAUUAACUGUGUUUGUUACUGUAAUAGCUUAUGUGCCCUUCUGAUACAUUUCACUGCUGCUGCUGCGGCUCAAUGCCUCCAUCUCUCCCUUCAGAUAGCUGGAAGAAAUGCCCAGUGUGUAGUGUGCACUCCAGCUUCAGGGAUUUUAAAGAUGAACUGUCAGGGGAAAGGCGGGAGAUGUUUAUUCCCUUUUUUGCUUCUUUAUGGUGUGUAAAGAAGGCUUGAAAAGUUUUUCUUGUUUUAUUGUAAGGGUUUUUUCCCCUCUGUUUUUUACAUUGCACAAAUAUCCAGUCUUGACUUCCCUUUUUUGCUGGCAGACUCUGUGAAGAACUGUAGAAUUUAGUGCAAUUAUGGUAUGACACAAAGCAAGAGAUUGAGACCAGAGCAGCGGAGUGGGGAAGGGAAUGUUAGUCAGGUUGUUUUAAGUUCUAGGUUUUUUGUUUUCUUUGUUUAACACCUGCUUAGUACCUGACAAACGGGAGAAAAACUUUGUUGGUGAAAGAUCCAAUAAAACUGCCAUUUUAUUUGAGGGCUGAGAAAUUUCCCAGUUCUCAAGUCUUUUGAGAAAUCUUCCAGCAAAAAUAGGGAAGAAAAUAUCCAUCUAUGCUGUUUCCAAUAUAUCAUAAACAUUAUAAAGAAGCAAAAAAGGAAACUUUUUUUUCCCUUUGCAAGUCAUCUUUAGCACUACCUCUAUGCAAAGUGACUGGUCAAAUACACCAUUUCCAAAUUCUCCUGAAAAUGAUAAUCUGUAUCAAGUUUGGACUCAGGUGGCCAUUGUAUAGAGCGGGUGUUGAGAUAGUUCAUUUAUUCUUUCUCAAGCUCUAGCCCAUGCAAAAGAAAUAUUGUUCUGAUUUUGUUUCUUAAUUGGCCUGCCUGGCUAGAAAAAGAUCUAUCCCAUUUCCUUUACCUUUCCUAAAGCAGGACACCUGGAAUCAUUGUAUCUGUCACCAUUGAAACACAGGUUUAAAAUCUGGUCCACAAUGGGCAUUUCAUCUCUAGCAUAAAUGCCAAGGCAGGUCUGAAUAGAAGUGAAAAAUGGUGAAGCUCUUAAGAGCCUGUCUCAGGUGGUGUAAAUCAGUGUCACUCCAUUGAAAUGAAUGGAAUAUUCUGAUCUACACCAUCUGAGAAUCUGGCCCAGGAUCUUCAUAUGAAACUUUAUGAGAACAAGACACUUAUUUUCCUUUUUUGGUAGAAGGGUUAAACGUUAUUGUAUCUGGAAAUGUAAGCUCUCCUUUAGAGCAAAAAAUAAGGUGUCUGCGCAUAAAGCUUUGUGAGUAAGUUGGAGUUAACAUUCGAGUUAGCUCUAGUCAGUCCCACUAGCUGGAUGUUUAGACUCACUGCUAACCAGAGUUCUAAGGGAUUCCCUAAGGCAUAUCAUGCUGCGCUGAUUGGAGGGACAGUGUCUGGCAUGGAGAUGCCCAGCUUUGAUGUGUGAUUUUAUUUUAUUUUUUUGGUAAAGGCUUUUUUUAAAAGUUAGAUGAUCAGUUAGCUUAUAUAAACAGAUGUCAGCCAAUUUUACAAUGGGUCCAUAGCCACCAAGUUUCAUGAAGGAGCAAAUUCAAUUAACACAAACAUAUUAGAUUUGAGUCUCCAAGGAGUUAUUCAGAACCAUGGUCACAUUUUUGCAAAAUACUUUGUGUAUUCUUUUUAAAUGCCUAAUUUCAGAGGGCAGUGGGGGGUGGGGUGGGAAGAGAAGGAGGUGGGGGAGAUUCUAUUAUAAUUAAGAUCUGGAUGUGAAACUCAUACUACUCUGUGGGGCAAGUAUGCUUGGCCAAUAGCAGCAUGAAAAUUAAAGCCAAAUUCAGCCCUGGGGUAAGCGGACACAACUGCAUUUUCUGAAUUAGGGCUGAAUUUGGCCACCAGGGUUUGUUGCUGUGCUCUGUGUAACUAUAGUAAAUAGACAUAAUUUACAAGGAACAUGGUCAUUCAAAACUCAUGUACCAAGUUUGAAAUGGAAAAUACUUCUUUUGGGUUCCUGGGCCACCACUUCUCUCCUGAAUGCUUGGGCUAUUAAACUUUCCACCAUUGGUGUUUACACCCUCUGUCUGGAGAAAAAGGAAUGGGCAGAGGCAAUGAUGGAGGCGAAGCAAUGAGAAGAAUUGCAUUAAUCUGCCACAUUAGUUGCUUAUUGGUUGGAAGAAUGUUUUGGUUGUGUUGCUAGGUGCAAGACCACAGGAUUUCCUCUUUUGUUUGUUUUGUUUAACCUUUAUUUCCCACUUUGGGUGGGGAAGGGGUUACUACAUACCCAAGGGGGGAGAAGGGGCAGCCAAAUUGGAAAGGCUGUAGGACAGAAGCAGGAAAAAAGUGUGAUAUUUAAAUUUUCCUUCCAUCAUGCUUUUUUUUGUAUAUAUCCCAUUUGAAUGCUGUGUAUUUGUACAGGAAAUUGAGCAAAAAAUGUAUAGAUCGUGCUGUCUGACUGGUACUCUGCCCUGUAAAUGUGUUUUUAACCUCUGGCAUUCUGUGCUUAUUUAAAAAAGGCAAAAACCUCUAACCACUUCUCUUUUGUGUAUUCAUGUUUAAAAAAAAAUUAAAAAAAGCUCUCUUAACUAUAAUGGAAAGCAAACGUAAAAGAAAAAAAAGAAUUUGAACAAGUGUCCUAAAGGUAUUUCAUUGUAUAUAUUGUGAUAGCAUGUUUCCAGAACCAACAACUAAGUGAUGUGAAUUUUAGAUGUAAAUAUCUGCUGUUUUUUUUUCCUUCCCCAUUCACUCGACUGCUGUGAUGUGGAAUUAAAGAUUAAUACCUGAUAUUAAAA
Molecule: messenger RNA, 9548 nt
Organism: Trachemys scripta elegans
Lineage: Eukaryota; Metazoa; Chordata; Testudines; Emydidae
Gene: DOCK3
Product: dedicator of cytokinesis 3
Exons: 47
Coding region: 1-5763 (1920 amino acids)
Biological process (GO): small GTPase-mediated signal transduction
Cellular component (GO): plasma membrane; cytoplasm
Molecular function (GO): guanyl-nucleotide exchange factor activity; small GTPase binding
Source: RefSeq, a predicted model, not a curated record